Vitis riparia (riverbank grape) is the source of this 3232-nucleotide messenger RNA. Its product is annotated as putative disease resistance protein RGA1. Gene Ontology annotation, molecular function: ADP binding. Bases 78 to 2882 code for a protein of 934 amino acids. Gene Ontology annotation, biological process: defense response to other organism. The transcript is spliced from 2 exons. The record is from RefSeq and is a predicted model, not a curated record. Lineage: Eukaryota; Viridiplantae; Streptophyta; Magnoliopsida; Vitales; Vitaceae.
GUUAUACGGCUGCGCCGCCUCUUUACCAGUGUAUUAGAUCACCAGCUUUGUCCCUUGCCUUCAUUCAUCACCCCCUUAUGGCUGACGCUCUCCUUUCUAUCGUCUUGACGCGCUUGGCUUCCGUUGUUGAACAACAGAUUCGUGAUGAACUUACUCUGGUUCUGGGUGUUGAAGCAGAAAUCCAAAGCCUCACAGAUACACUCCGAUCCAUCCGAGAUGUUCUUGAGGAUGCAGAGCGCAGACAAGUAAAGGAAAAAUCUGUCCAAGGUUGGUUGGAGAAGCUGAAAGACAUGGCCUACCAAAUGGACGACGUGGUGGAUGAGUGGAGCACUGCUAUUCUCCAAUUACAGAUCGAGGGAGCUGAAAAUGCUUCCAUGUCUAAGAAGAAGGUAAGCUCCUGCAUUCCCUCCCCUUGCUUUUUUCUCAAGCAAGUUGCUUCUCGUCGUGAUAUUGCUCUUAAGAUUAAGGGCAUUAAACAACAACUAGAUGUCAUUGCUAGUCAAAGAAGCCAGUUCAAUUUUAUCUCCAGUUUGAGUGAGGAACCACAGCGAUUUAUAACUACCUCUCAACUUGAUAUUCCGGAGGUAUAUGGUCGGGAUAUGGAUAAAAACACCAUAUUAGGCCAUCUGUUGGGUGAGACUUGUCAAGAGACCGAAUCUGGGCCCCACAUCAUCUCCAUAGUUGGGACUGGAGGCAUGGGCAAAACAACGCUUGCUCAACUAGCCUACAACCUCCCGGAGGUGAAGGCCCAUUUUGAUGAAAGAAUUUGGGUCUGUGUCUCCGAUCCCUUUGACCCAUUCAGAAUUUUUAGGGAGAUUGUUGAAAUCCUCCAAGGAGAAUCUCCUAAUCUCCAUAGUUUGGAAGCUUUACAACAAAAAAUUCAAACAUGUAUUGCUGGAAAGAAGUUCCUUAUUGUGCUAGAUGAUGUGUGGACUGAAAACCAUCAAUUGUGGGGACAACUGAAGAGCACUCUCAAUUGCGGAGGUGUUGGGAGUAGAAUUCUGGCGACCACACGUAAGGAGAGUGUUGUUAAGAUGGUGGGAACUACAUACACGCAUUCCUUAGAGGAAUUGUCCCGGGAGCAAGCUCGGACAUUAUUCCAUCAAAUAGCUUUCUUUGAAAAGAGCAGGGAGAAAGUGGAAGAAUUGAAAGAAAUUGGUGAGAACAUAGCAGACAAAUGCAAGGGCUUGCCACUCGCUAUAAAAACUUUAGGGAAUCUCAUGCGUUCAAAACAUAAUAGGGAAGAAUGGGAGAAUGUUUUGUGUAGUGAAGUAUGGAAGCUGGAUGUGUUUGGAAGAGAUAUUUCCCCUGCUUUGUUGUUGAGUUAUUAUGAUCUGCCCCCUGCAAUUAAACGCUGCUUCUCAUUUUGUGCUGUUUUUCCAAAAGACUCGGUUAUUGAGAGAGAUGAGCUGAUCAAGUUGUGGAUGGCACAAAGCUAUCUCAAAUCUGAUGGGAGUAAAGAGAUGGAGAUGGUUGGUAGAGAGUACUUCGAAUAUUUAGCUGCUCGGUCUUUCUUCCAAGAUUUUGAAAAAGAUGAUGAUGGUAAUAUAAUAGGUUGUAAGAUGCAUGAUAUAGUGCAUGAUUUUGCUCAAUUUUUUACUCAGAAUGAAUGCUUUAUUGUGGAGGUUGACAACCAAAAAAAGGGGAGUAUGGACUUAUUCUUCCAAAAGAUUCGUCAUGCCACCUUAGUUGUCCAAGAGAGUACCCCUAAUUUCGCCUCCACUUGUAACAUGAAGAAUCUUCACACCCUCUUGGUUAGGGAAGCAUUCAAGUCAAGAUUGCUUGAAGUCCUCAGGCAUUUGACAUGUCCUAGGGCAUUGGAUUUGAGCAGCAAUCAUUUGACAUGUCUUAGGGCAUUGGAUUUGAGCAGCAAUCAGUUGAUUAAGGAAUUUCCUGAGGUAGGAAAAUUGAUACAUUUAAGGUACCUUAAUGUAUCAAAUUGUAGGGGAUUGACGAAGUUGCCUGAAACAAUUUGUGAUUUAUAUAAUUUGCAAACCUUAAAAAUUAAAGAAUGUUCCAGUCUUCAGAAACUACCACAGGCAAUGGGUAAACUAAUUAAUUUGAGGCAUCUUGAAAAUUCUAAUACUUGGAGUCUAAAGGGCUUGCCAAAAGGAAUUGGAAGAUUAAGCUCUCUUCAGACACUAGUUGUUUUCAUCGUGAGUAGUCAUGGCAAUGAUGAAUGCCAAAUAGGAGACCUGAGAAACUUGAACAACCUAAGAGGAGAUCUUUCCAUUCAAGGGUUGGGUGAAGUGAAAGAUGCAGGGGAGGCAGAAAAAGCAGAAUUGAAGAAUAAGGUACACCUCCAAUAUUUGAGAUUGGAAUUUGGUGGAGAGGAGGGGACCAAGGGUGUGGGUGAAGCUUUACAACCCCAUCCAAACUUGAAAUCUCUAGAUAUAUUCAAUUACGGUGAUAGAGAGUGGCCCAAUUGGAUGAUGGGUUCAUCAUUAGCUCAACUGAAAAUACUUGUCCUCAACUCUUGCAUAAGAUGUCCAUGUUUGCCUCCUUUGGGGCAACUGCCUGUCCUUGAGAAGCUGGAUAUAUGGGAUAUGGUUGGUGUGAAAUACAUAGGUAGUGAGUUUUUGGGAUCAUCAUCAACAGUAUUCCCAAAGCUGAAGGAAUUGGUUAUUUUAUGUUUAGAUGAAUUGAAGCAAUGGGAAAUAAAAGAAAAAGAAGAGAGGUCAAUAAUGCCAUGUCUCAAUCACUUGAUUAUGAGAGGCUGCCCAAAGCUGGAGGGACUGCCGGACCACGUGCUCCAGAGGACAACAUUGCAGAUAUUGAACAUCAAAUAUUCUCGUAUUCUGGAACGACGCUAUCGAAAGGAUAUCGGAGAGGAUCGACACAAAAUAUCUCAUAUCCCAGAAGUCAAAUAUUCACGGGACUGAAUGGUCAUCACGCUUCACCUCAUGUCGCUCUUGUUACAGAGAAACAAGUUCAAAUAAAGAGGAGAAAAUUCCCAACACCUAUGUAUUGUGAAGUUGUCUAUGAAUCAAUUUCAAAUUGGUGAUUUGUAAAUUAUUUUUCUCUUUUUCUUUUCCCCUUUUAUUGGUUUGCCUAUAUAUGUAAGAAUGUGUAAACUUCAACUUUAUUGUUUGGAUUUAUUUCCUACAACAUAAAUGGUUUGCGAAUGAUGGGAACUUGCAUGCAUGCAUGCAUGAUGUUUCUUCUGAUUUGUUGUAAGGACAUAUCUAUUGUUAACCUAAUGGAUGAAGUGGGUUACUUCUGAUUUGUUUUA